CAAACAAUUUCAAAAUCAAACAAAAGCUGAUUUAAGACUUUUUCAAAUGUCAAAAGUGACAUCGCUGUAUACUUUGUGAUAUUUAGUAUCUUGUAAUUCAGGCCGAACGGAAAACGCCAUUUUUAUCUUAAAGAUUAACUUAUGGCUUCUCGAUUAUUUACACAAGCGUUUAAAUUUACCCUGGGAUUGACUAAUCUUUCAUUUAAACUUAUAGUUUAAAACUAUUACUAAAUUGUGUUUACAAAAAUGUUGCGAUAAAUGUAAAAUUUUUGCCCACAAAUGUCAAAUUUUGCACUUAAAAUCGCUUUUCUUAAAUUGUUUUCUUAAAAAAAUAAACUUUUAUGGAAAAGAUCACAAUUCUAUAUGCCCAAAAACUAAUAGAAGAUUUAAUGGAAUCCUCAUCAUCAUCCGAUGAAGAUGAUGAAGUAUUUGCUGUAUUAAACGAUUUAGACAAGACGAAUCCAAAAGAACGUACAAGUGAUAAUAAAGAAAUGAUGGAGACAAAUGAAAAUAUUCAAACAACAACUAAUGAUGUGACUGUAGCAAAUGUUAAGGAAAUCACUAAUAUAAAGGAUAAAAUGCAAGAUGAUGAUCGAGUGGCUCAAACAAAUGAAACAGUGCCAGUAACAGCAAAGACAGAAAACUAUAAGGAAGUUAAAGAUGCAGUUGUCAACUCACAAUCAUUGGCCAAAGACAAAGAUAAUGUUGCCAAAAAUGUUUUAAAACGGUUGGAAACAGAAAAAUCAAACUUAGACAAAGAAGUUAAAGCAGCUUUUCAGGAAGGACGCUUUUUAAGCUUUGAAGAUAAAGUUCUGAAUAUGAUAUCAGAAAGAAAUUUUAAACACAAUUUCCAUGUUAGUCGAGGAACUGCUAUUUAUCUUAUGGAAAAAUAUUCAUUAUGGUAUUGCAAGACAACUUAUCUAGAAAGUAGUGUUAAAUCAAGAGUGGAAACUAACGUAUUAGCUUAUCUAUGGUUUUCUGCCAAUAAGACCAAUUUUCGUAAUAUUGCAAAACUAUUUAAGCAAACCUUAUCACAUAUAUACAAAGCCAUUAAGACAGUCGUACAGUUUCUUGUAGAAGAAUUGGGAGCGGAAGUUGUUAAGUUUCCCCAUUCUCACCCAGAGAAAGAAGCCGUUGCCAAAGAUUUUGAAAUGGUUGCUGGAUUCCCCAAUGUUCUAGGUUGUUUUGCUGAAAGUUUUUUUACAAUAAAAGUACAAAAAUUAGCUCAAGAUUGUGGUGGUUAUAUUGUUUAUCUGCGUGGAAUAUGUGAUGCAAAAUCGAAAUUUUUAUAUGCUAAAACGGGCAUACCCCGCGAAACAGUUGAUACCUUUUUGGAAAAAGAUCUACCAGAAUUAUGUUCAUCCGACUAUCAUUUGUUGGGUGAUGUAAAAUGUCCCAUAAGAGAAUAUCUAAUGAUACCAUUCGAUAAUGAUGGUAAAUUAGAUGAGGCUGGUAAAAUGUUUAACAUUAAACUAAUACGCACACAUGUUAAAAUUAAAAAGGCAUUCGGUUUAUUACGCAGUCGUUUUCAACAGUUGAAAUAUUUAGAUUUUCUAACUGCCGAAACAAUGUCCGAAUUUAUUUUUAGCUGUUGUGUUGUGCAUAAUAUAUGCAUUGAUCGUGACGAUUCAUAUAAUGAGGAAAUUUGUACCGAUGUUUCCGAUAGACUUCAUGCUAGUUCUUUGAGCAGUAUUAAAAAUGAUGAGUUUCUUUCAGAUUUGGGUUUAAUGAAAAGAUUCGAAAUUAAACAUAUUAUUUUUAAUAAUAAAACAUAAUUAACAUAAAUAAAUUUUUAGCUUAUUCUCAUA
This is a messenger RNA of Lucilia cuprina (Australian sheep blowfly), 1808 nucleotides long. Its product is annotated as protein ANTAGONIST OF LIKE HETEROCHROMATIN PROTEIN 1-like. The record is from RefSeq and is a predicted model, not a curated record. Lineage: Eukaryota; Metazoa; Arthropoda; Insecta; Diptera; Calliphoridae. The coding region runs from base 342 to 1775 and encodes 477 amino acids. The transcript is spliced from 4 exons.